CCGAGGGCCACGCGUGGCCCGCAGCGGGGCACCGAAGCGGCCGCCCUUCUCACCCCCAUGCCGCGGCCACCUCCCCGGGCGCGCCCCGCGGCGCGCGCGCGCCUGGGCGCUGCGCGCCCGCGCGCGCUUGCGGGAGGCCGGUGGCCUGCAUGGCGGGCGGCGCCGGGGACGAUGAGGCCGCGUGGAUCGAGGCCGAGCUGCAGCGAGAGCUGGACGCGAUGGGCCCCGUCUCGGACGACUCGGACGGCGAGCUGGGCCUCGAGGGCGGCGAGCCGCGGCCCUCCGGGCGGCGGGCCUCCGAGGAGGAGUGCCUCGCCUGCGGCGGCAGCGGGUGCGGCCUGUGCCGGAAGGCCGCCGGCCCGGACGACGGAGCGGAGCGCGGGCCGCCGGCCAGCUUCCAGGAGCUCGCGCGCCGCCUGCAGGAGUGGGGGGAGGCCAUGCAGGAGGACCUCGCCGAGGAGCAGCGGGUGGCCGCGCGCGCCGCCGAGAGCCUGGAGGAGGCCGUGCGGGAGCAGCCGCCCGAGCCCGAGGGCCUCGCGGAGAGGGCGGCCAGCGGCCUCGAGGCCGGCGAGGCCGCGGAGCUGAGCGAGCUGGAGCGGGCGGCGCUCGGCGAGGCCGCCGCCGAGGUCGCGAGGAUGCGGCAGCAGGCCAGGGAGGAUGCGGCAGCGGGCGGCAGCGGACGAGCAGGAGGGCGCAGCGCAGCGCGCCGAGCUGGAGGAGGGCCGCGCGCCGCGGGCCGCGCUGGAGGAGCUGGACCUGGAGCGCCAGGUCGAGGAGGAGCGGCGGGAGCGCGUGCAGGAGCUGGAGAGGCGCGAGCUGGAGGCCGCUGAGCGGCUCCGCAGGGAGGAGCGGGCGCGUCGGGAGGAGGAGGACCAGACCCGCGAGCAGAUCCGCAUGCACUCCGAGGAGAUGCUCGAGCGGGAGUUCUGCCGCCUCCUGAGGAGGGAGCGGCGCGCGCUCGAGGCGGAGGACCGUCGCGCAGCCCGCCUGCGCGACGGGCAGCGGGCCGCGGAGGAGAGGGCCGCCAGGGACCGCGAGGCCAUCGAGCGAGCCGCGAUGUCCAGGGAGGAGGCGCUCGCGUCGAGGGUGCGGGAGCGUGAGCGCGAGGUCCUGGAGGCCGCGGCGCUCCUGGCACAGGACCUGGAGAGCGCUUCCUGGCGCGACCGCGUGCGGGCCGAGGAGCAGAGGUGCUGGGAGGAGCAGCGCCUCCGGGAGGACCGCCGCCGCAUGGCGCUGGGCGACGACCAGUCGCGGCGAUGGGAGGACAACGCCCGGGCGCUGUACGAGGCCCGCCGGAUGGCCACCGAGGACACGCACUCGCUGGCGCUGAGGCACAUCGAGCCAGAAGCCGCCGUACGCAGGAGGAGGCUUGCCUUGGACGCCGCCUCCGAUCUGCACUUCGACAGCCUCCCGGUUUCUGCGGCACCGCCAGGCAGCAAGCCAGCAGGGCUGCUGGCGGCGCUCCUGCGCCCGGGCCAGAAGGCUGCAGCAGCGGCGGCGGGCGCUGGCCCGCAGGUGGAGCCCCGCACGGGCGACGGCGGCCCAGGCCCCCCCGAGGCCCACCGCCUGGACCCCUGGGCGGGCACCGCUGCCUCCCGAGUGGAUCGCGCAGCGGCUGGGCGUGGACGGCGUGGACGCGCUCCGCUGCUGCGGAGCCUCGGUGGCAUGAGUGUCGAGCUCGUGCCGCCGCUGCUCGAGUGCUGCGCGGCCUCGGGCCACCGGCCGGACAGCCUCCGCGAGGACUGCGCCUCCUGCAGGGCCUACCGGCAGGCGCGUCGCGACCACGACUUCGCCCUGUCCGCGCUGGAGGCGGCCAAUGCUGCGACGGCCACGCCGUCGUCGUCCUCUGCGUCCGGUGCCGCCCAGCGCGGCGGCGGCCCGCCGGCCGGUGCCGGCUCCGCCGGCGCCUGCGGCGGCGAGCUGUGCCGGUGCCUCGCGGAGGACGCCGUGCGCUGGGGCGGCGGGUCGCUGCAGGCCCGGCGGCGCGGGCCGGCCGAGGCCGCUGCCGCGGCCCCGCGCGCCCGCUGGCCGCGCGGAGAGCCGCUGCGGGCGGCGGCGGUCUUGCCGGGCGUCGAGGCGGGCGAGCUGUUAGACGGCAUGCCUGCUGGGGACCUGGUGCGGUUGGAGCUCCGGAUGGAGAGCCUGGAGGACAUCCCAGCUCUUGGGUGCGCCCCGGAGCUGCGCAUUCUUCUGCUGACGGGCAAUCGCUUGAGGGACUUGGCCCCGCUCGUGCACUGCCCGCGCCUGGAGGAGCUCUCGCUCUGUCAGAACUCGCUCACGUCCCUGAGAGGCGUUCAGGGCUUGUCGAGGCUGGUCGUACUGAAAGCCACGAUGAAUGAGCUCACCGACGCGUCGGACCUAUCUGGGCUUAGGGCUCUGCGGCACGUCGAGCUCAGCAAGAAUCGGCUGGAAGAGGUGCAGCUCCGAGCACCCGGCCUCGCCAGGCUCGUCCUGUGUCGCAAUGCGCUCUCGUCCGCUGAGUUCUUAGAGCACCUCCCGUCGCUGACAGAGCUGGACCUCGGCAGGAACAGGAUCACCUCUCUGGACUCGAGGGUGUCGGAGUGGAACCCUUUGCUCAUCAAGCUGUUUCUCUACGAGAACAGAAUCGGGGCGCUUCCGAAGUUCAGGCUGCCACUGCUCACAGACCUCUGGCUGGACGGCAACUCCCUGGAGGCCCUCGGGCCCCUCGGCUUCCUGCCCUCCCUCGAGCGGCUGCAGGCCAACAACAACCAGAUACGCGCGCUGGCCUCGCCCAUCGCCGCGAGCCCCCUGCUGCAGGCGCUGCAGCUGGCCUUCAACCAGCUCGGCCCCUCGGAGCCUCCGAGGGCGGUCCCUCUGCACCCGAGGCUCCGCCACCUGCAGCUCAACGACAACCCGGUGGCCUCCGAGCUCAUGGAGGCGUACCGGCCCUGGGCCCUGCGGCUGGCCCCGCAGCUGGAGGAGCUCGACAACGAGCCCGUCACGGAGGGCGAGCGGCUCACCGCCGUGGCCGCGCAGGCCGCCGCCGACCCCUCGCUGCCGCACUGCCUGGCCGCCGCGGCGGCCGCGGGCGGCGGGCUGCCCACGGCGCCGCUGGCCGAGGGCCGCUCGGCGGCGGCCCCUGCCGCCGCGCGGCGGGGCGCGGAGGGAGCGGGCGGCCUGCUGGGGCUCGUCGCGGCCGCCUCGGUGGCAGGCGGCUCGCCCGCGGCUGGAGCAGGCGAGGAGUGGGCGCCGUCGGCGGGCAGCGCUGCCCCGGUGCGCCGUGGUGCUGCCCCCUCGGGGCUCGACGCGCGCGGCGUGAUGGGCGUGCAGCGCGCCGCCUGUCUGGGGCGCUGGCGCGCGGCGGCCUCGGGCGGCCAUGCUGGCGAGGGCGGCUGCGAGAUGUGCAGGCUGACCGCCUGGUGCGGUGCCGCGGCGUCCUCGCGCAACGCGGCGCUCGUGGCCAACAGCAGGGAGGAGCGGCGCAGCACCACGCCCGCGGCGGCCGGCAGCGGAGUGCUCCGCGAGGAGGCGCUGCUCGUGCUGCGGAGGCGGCGGGACUUCUGGGCUUCCUUCCUGGACGCCUGCGGCAGCCACUACGACGCCCUCUCCCCGUGGCGAGGCGCUGGUCACCCGGGGGCGGGCGUGUGCAGGCUCGGGGCCUUCGAGGUGCCAGGAGCGGAGAGGUCAAUGCACCAGGUGGCGCUGCUGCUGCAGGCGCGGCGGCGUGGCGCGCUGGGCAGGCGGCGGGCCGCAGACAGGCGGCUGCGGCGCAGGUGCGCCAGUCUCUCGGACGCUCAUGUCAAGCAGCUGACCUCCGUGCAGGCACGCUGGCGUGGAGCCAGGGCGCGCUCUCGGCUGCGAGCCUGCGGGGCACCGCUGCCUGGGGACGAGUGGCGGGCCACGCGCGCCCGCGCGGCGGCAAAGCUGCAGGCGGCCGCGCGGGGGUGGCGCACCAGGCGCGCGCUGCGCCGGGCACGCGAGGCUGCCAGGGCGGCGGCGGCGGCCGAGGACGACCUGGAGGAGAUGCCCGAGAUCGACCUCGGUUGGGCCGAGGAUGCCGCGGACAUGGCGGACCCGUUCGCACUGCACCUGCCAUCGCCGUCCGCGGCCCGAGCUCUGCUCCCGCGGGCGCCACCGGCGCCCGCCCAGCCGCAGGGCGCCGCCGGUGCGGCGGGCGCGCGCGACCUGCUGCAGAGGCUGCCCGCCGACGGCCCUGCGGGAGCCGCUGGCGCGGGCGGCGCGCCCGCGAUGGCCUGGGGCACGCCCCCGGGGUCGGCCUCGAACCCGCCCGCUGGCCAGCGGCACUCGCGCCCCGCGUCUCCCAGCCUCGCGGGCUCCCCGGGCAGCAGCCGCUCCGGUGCCGAGCCCCUGCGCCGCGCGCGCUCCUUGUGCUCCACGGCGGAGUCGGCGAGGCCCGUGACGCCCGACGGCCACCGCCACGUGAGCCGUGUGGUUCAGGUGCGGGAGGAGUGGGGCUUCACGGACGACGAGACCGCGCGGCGCUUCCUGCAGGCCAAGGGCCACCGGCAGCAGCGGCCGCC
This is a messenger RNA of Prorocentrum cordatum, 4502 nucleotides long. Lineage: Eukaryota; Dinophyceae; Prorocentrales; Prorocentraceae. The record is from the annotation of a GenBank genome assembly.